This is a messenger RNA of Halichondria panicea, 1230 nucleotides long. Its product is annotated as epoxide hydrolase 4-like. Bases 63 to 1094 code for a protein of 343 amino acids. Gene Ontology annotation, molecular function: hydrolase activity. The record is from RefSeq and is a predicted model, not a curated record. The transcript has 4 exons. NCBI's taxonomy places the organism in Eukaryota, Metazoa, Porifera, Demospongiae, Suberitida, Halichondriidae.
AGAUCGUGAAGGUUACUUCUGCCCUCUGACUUGUCAAGGUACGUAGCUAGCUGUAGAAGAAGAUGGCUGGAUAUGGGCUUCUUUUUCCCCUCGUCUCCAACUUGUUCAUUCUUCUCUGGGGACUGUUGGCUGGUCUGAAAGUGCUGUGGGCAAUCAUCAAGCAUCCAGUGGAGUCAUUCAAGAAGACAGCUAGGGACACUGUUCCACCUUGUCUUCAAGAUCCUGCGCUGGGUGAACACGAGUUUGUGCGAGCGAAUGGAAUCAAGUUCCAUUGUGUGAGGUCUGGCGAUAAGUCCAAACCACUCAUGCUCCUAUUGCACGGGUUCCCAGAGUUCUGGUACUCGUGGCGAUUCCAAAUCCCUGCAUUCAACAAGCACUUCCACGUUGUUGCCGUUGAUCUCCGUGGUUACGGGGAGACUGACCGCCCCCCUAACAAGCUUGACUACACACUGGCCAAGCUUCGGGAGGAUAUUGCUGAAUUAAUCUCAGCGCUGGGCUACUCCAAAUGUGUCCUGGUGGGUCAUGAUUGGGGUGGUGCUAUCGCAUGGUCUGUUGCCCAUAAAUACCCCGACGCUAUCGAGAGGCUAGUAGUGUUGAAUUGUCCUCACUCCAAGAUCAUGGUUCAGACACUCACGAGCACUUGGGCCCAGUUCAUGAAGUCCUGGUACAUGUUCAUGUUUCAGAUCCCUAUGCUUCCUGAGUUCAUCUUCCGCAUGAGAGACUAUAACUAUUUCAAUGCCAUAUUCCGCUCGAGGAAAGCUGGAGUCCAACACAGGGAGCACUUCACUCCUGAAACUGUCGAGGUGUUCAAAUACGUAUUCUCCCGACCCGGUGCUCUGACCCCGCCCCUUAAUUACAUCCGCUGUAUAUUCAACAGGGACCAUACGAAGGACACGCCUAAGUCUCCGAUAACCACACCCACACUACUGAUCUGGGGGGAUAAGGAUGCUUUUCUUGAGAGCUCUAUGGCAGAACGUCAUAGCACCCUGGUGACUCAUCUGACAGUAAAGCAUCUGGCAGACUGUUCCCACUGGGUCCAGCAGGAUGAUCCAGACAAGGUAAAUGAACUAAUGGCUGAAUUCUUGAAGCAGUAGAGCCUCGGAAGCUAAUCAAAACUGGACAAUAACUGUGUGUGCCUAUUGUAUAGAUGAACUUUAUGCUAUUCGAAUUGAUUUAAUUGUAUUUUGGCUGACGUGUUAUAAAAUAUUAAUAUCGGGGAAUUUGAAUGUA